Clonostachys byssicola is the source of this 1392-nucleotide messenger RNA. Lineage: Eukaryota; Fungi; Ascomycota; Sordariomycetes; Hypocreales; Bionectriaceae. The record is from the annotation of a GenBank genome assembly.
AUGGUAAAUCGGGGACCAAUGAGGCCCUAUGGUGCCGGAGGUGCAAUUGAAAUGUGCUUCCGCUUCCAACUUCCUCGCCCCAUGAUGGGUACAGCUGCGGACCGUGUUGGAAGACAGUUGGUCGGCCUAUAUGAAAGCGAACAAACCAGCAUUUUCGCUGGGCCAAGCUAUCUGGAGUUCUGUCCCCAGAGACUGUCCCAAAGCAGUUGCUUGGUCGACUGUGUGGCGAUAUAUUGCGCCAGCUGGGUUCGGGCCAACCGUGGCCAGUCAGUCAAGGAUGUUCUUGGAUCCCGCCUCUUUAAAAACGCCAUCAGGAGUCUACAAAUUGCGACUAAUAGCAACGAAGCAUACACUCCAGAAACCUUGGCUUCUAUGGUAAUCUUCGCUCGUCUAUUAAAUUUUACAGGGGAAUACGAGCACAGCCAACUAAGGGACCAUCAUUUCGGGAUCCGCCACGUCGCUCAGCAAUUGGGGUUACCAGGACAAGGUGACUUGCUACAUACAAGACUUAUUUCAGAGACCGCAAGCUCAAUGCCAAUUACUGGAGGAGUGACCGCCAAUGUGAAAGAAUCACCUUGGAAGGAGCAACGUCCAUUGGGUGACUCUCCCUUUUGGGAUAAAGACAGAGGAGAGGGAGAGGAGGAGGAGGAGGAGGAGACUGAAGUCGAUUGGGAUACAAUAGAUGAAGCUUACGCGGGAUAUAACGACGAGGACCCAGAGGACGACGACAUGGUAGAUGACGAUAUAGCGGACGACAUGGACGAAGCAUUCACCGCAGCCGAGAGCAACUUCGAAGAGGUUCAAGCUUACCUCGAGAGAAUCUGGUUGCCUGAAUUACUCGAAAUUUGGACGAAUCCUCUUGGAAGAGAAGAGAAAACUAUCUCACUUUUGAAAAUUAUAGCCAAAGCCGAAAGACUGUUUGGGAAGUCUUUAAAAGAGGCAUGGACAGGCUGUCUCUCUAUAGGCAAGUUUCAGGACCCGAAUUUCUUUCUCGGUCACAGCUAUUCCUUCUCGGAUUACCAGUUUACCGGAAUGUUUUUAAUAAUGCUCACAUACCAGUCAUUUCUUGUGCGGAUUCUUUACGAAUUCAGUCAAUUGCUCGGGGUUCGAGAUGCCGCGCUCUAUGAUAAGUACCGUGGUUUGUGCGUGCGCAUCUGGGCAUGUGCUCCCAGCUUGUCCAACUUAGACCCUAUCUCUAACGUUGGUACAUUCAAACUGAUGUUGCCAUCUUUUGAAAUUGCGACUGACGAGGAGCUUCGGCAUAUCCUGGACCUGAACAUAGAGUUAAUCGGGCAUGGAAGGACGGGCAACGUGGACAUACCAACGUUAAGGCCAAUUAUAAUCCAAGUGGGGGAGAAAUUUACCGGGAGACAAGAGUUCAAGCCUGCAUGA